Molecule: messenger RNA, 2723 nt
Organism: Paecilomyces variotii
Lineage: Eukaryota; Fungi; Ascomycota; Eurotiomycetes; Eurotiales; Thermoascaceae
Product: putative Zn(II)2Cys6 transcription factor
Exons: 6
Coding region: 497-2605 (702 amino acids)
Biological process (GO): regulation of DNA-templated transcription; DNA-templated transcription
Cellular component (GO): nucleus
Molecular function (GO): DNA-binding transcription factor activity, RNA polymerase II-specific; zinc ion binding; DNA binding
Source: RefSeq, a predicted model, not a curated record
GAGAAUGAGGUUACGGGUAUCUUGCGGGGUAAGGUAUGUUCUAAUGCUGCAAAGACCGAUACAUUCAAAUUUUCCACAACCCCCCCUCUUAUUUGGAUCAAAUCUGAAAUUGGCAUCAUAAUAUCCCGCUGGUUCCGUUAAAAAAAUCGAGUAUCUAACCCAAGAUGGACAACAAAUCCGCCUUUAGCCAUCGCACUCUAGAGGUCAGCCAAAGCGUCGAGAAUUUCAGACGCUUCUCUUCGGAGAAAAUGGUCAAAGCACGGACUUUCUUGUAUACCUAGUAUACAUACAACCAGCCUCUUUAGCAGAUCUCAACAGAGAAACGGGAGACUCGUGGUUUUCGUCAUCAGCUGUAGCUUUCCCAUCUCUCGGCUCUAUUGUCGGAUCGUCCUUCUUGCCUUUUAACCUACCAAACGCCUCAAGUAUCUAUAUCUUGCUGCAUAACUAUCUCUUUGUCUGAUUGUGUUCUGUUCUGCGAUUUGAAACUACUCCAAUAAUGACGCCACCGGAAGGCACACGUCGCAGGCUGCGCUCCAACCAUGCUUGUCUCAACUGCAGGCGAAAGAAGACACGUUGUCCGGGAGAGAAGCCUGCCUGUUCGUGCUGUGUACGGCUAAACCAGCAGUGUUUCUAUACACCUGUGGCAAGAGUCUCGUCGAUAGAUAGUCAAUCUAAAGAUAGACUUGCGGAGCUCGAAGAGAAGGUCAAUCUCAUAUUAAACGGUAACAUACCAACUUGGACGACACGUCAACGACAAGUAUCUGAAGAAGCUAGCGAACGCCCAGGGAUACAGUCCUCGGCCACUGCUAAUUCUGCAACUACUGGGUCAAGCUACAGUACCAAUGAUACGGCUCUCGUUGAUUCUGGCUGUGACUAUAGGAGCCCGCAACAUUCAUCAAUGCUAAUUGCUACGGCAAUAAGUCUUUAUCUCGAUCACUGCCACAGACAACCGAUCUGGUGCUUCAACUUAGAAGAGCUCGGAGAUCUAGCGUCCCACUCCGAAGAACUACUUUGCAGUGUUUUGGCGCUUACAAUGCGAUUUUCUGACGAGCGCGACCAGGAGUAUGACUACGCUGAGAAUGCGAGGGGCCUGGUCAUGCUCCGCAUUGCAAACGGUACGGUGGAGCUGGCAACAAUUGAAAGCUUAUGCUUACUGUCUUAUUCUUCUUUCGUAGAUGGACAGAUGCAGCUUGGUCGGUUCUAUCUCGGCCUUGCUUUUCAACUUUGCCGAUCAGCGAUGCUGGACCACGACAGAGCAUACAGUCUCAAGGAUCCACAUAUGGAGCGCAAGAAGAGAGUCUUCUGGAGUCUCCAGUUACUAGAGCAGACGUAUGGCCAACAGAGCGGUCUACUCAGUGUCCCAACGGAGACUUGGCGCCCUCCUUAUUUCCCCAACUGUACGGAUAGGCAACUGGUGAAUGAGCCUGGGCCAAACCCUCCACCUCUGCCCAUAGACACCGUCGACUGCCCAGCAGGAACCGAAAUAGGGAUAUGGAGCAUGACAAUACAUUGUGGAUGGGUCUGGAGUAAAGUAAGAACAUACGUAUCUUACUGUGCCAGCAAUCGCCUAAAAGAGCCCUGGCGGCAUGAGUCGAUGUACUCUAUGGUGCUGUCCGACCUCACCGAGAUCGAGAACAGAACUCCACUUUGCCACAGAUAUGAUUCCGUGCGGUUCUACGAGCGCAAACCAGAGGAAGUAGCGGUCAAUCGAGCUUAUUGGGUUCCCUGGCUGAAAUUUCAGUUCAUGUAUCAUGCGAUUCUUACCGUCUUGAACCAUCCAUUUCUGUAUAUCAUGGCAUCGCAGCGAAAUUCUAAUCUCGCCAUUCCAAACAGCUUUUGGAGGAGAUCUUCAGAGCAGGUCCUGCUGCAUGCGACGUGGAUUGUUCGCAUGAUUGAUAUGGUUUCGGAAAAGGGGUUGCAACUCUCCGAUCCUUUCUUUGCACACGUUGCUGCGAUUGCAGCUACCGUUCAACUAUAUUAUUGCUGUGCGGCUGAUUCUAGACUCAAAUACAAGUCAAGAGCAGACUUAGCAAAAUCGAGAGACUUUUUGAGAAGCUUCGUACACUUCUCUCAUGCUUGCGAAAUUUUGAGCCAUACUGUCGACAGAAUAACGCAAAUUGCAUCCGGAUCAGGCAACGUGAACCACGAUGACUGGGUGACAUCAAAGAUUCAUCUCAAUAUACCACUGAUGUGGGAUAUAUUACAAUUCAGCUGCACUGACAAAUAUUCUCAAGCGACGUCGAAUUCCAGUAUACUGCACCCCUCCCUCAUCCCAGGAGGCGCCAGUGAGUCUUCUGAGGAAAACUCCGUCCUUGAGAUAAUCGUUACAACAUCACCGGAGGUCACAGUCAACACAGCUGAUGGGGGCCAGGCUGUGCCUCUACCACUGUACAAGACCACCACCUCUUCAACUUCAGAUCGUUCCGGUAACAAUACCUCCCCAGACAGAUUAAUUGCACCUGUCGAUAGUCUCAUGUUCAAUACGCCGUGGUUGUGGGCCGAUUCCGCACAAUUCGGUGAUGUGAGCGAUAUAGGAUAUCAUAGUUCAGCGCCUGCGGUAGGAGAUAUUGAAGGAUCGGCGUGGUGGGAUCUUGGAAACCUAUAAUGAAAUGCGUCACACAAGUGGCGAUUUGACUGAAGGCGCAGCUCCCAUUCCCCUUAUCAGGCUUUCCUUCUAGGACUAAGUCGCGCUUGUUACUCUAUCUUGGCCUAUCUCAACCCCU